Messenger RNA from Striga asiatica, 342 nucleotides. NCBI's taxonomy places the organism in Eukaryota, Viridiplantae, Streptophyta, Magnoliopsida, Lamiales, Orobanchaceae. The record is from the annotation of a GenBank genome assembly.
AUGUGGGAAAUCAAGAGGGCACGCGAGGAAGUACCUAUCGAGGUCGGAAGUCGCCAGGAUCGUGGUACCGAUCGUCUUCACGUCAACCUUCAUUUGCUUAUUCUUGGUGUACCUGAUGCUCAGAAUAUGGUGAAAUUGGAGGAAGGUGGAGGUUUCUUGCUAUGGAAAUGGCGCUGUGAAGAAAAACGGAGAAGAUGGAGGUUACCCGGCCUCACCGGUGCACGACCAAGAAGCGGCCGAAGAGGCGGCGAUGCCGUGGUCUACGACUGCUCCCUAAAGAUCGACGCCAGGGCCCGAGAAAUCAACGGGCUUACCGCCAAUCAUAGCCGCGUCUGGCCGUAA